AAAAUUAUCAAUUAAAAUAUUGUUUUUUAAUUCUCUUCCAUUAACUUUGUUUUGUUUAAAAAUUCUUCUAGACUCUCAUUCUACUUGUAUUCGUAUCACUAACUGAUGGAGGUAUACUAAUUUACCUAAACGGUUUGUUAGGUCCAAAAAAGCGCAGUAGAAAUGCAGGAGACUUGGCGCAUAUACAUUGAUUGUAGGGUUCAAUCAUCCCUGCAUUAAAUUUAACAAUAGGUACAAAUUGCCGUGUUUACAUUUUUCGUGCCUUAUAUAAAACGUUAAGAUUAUAAGAAAAGAUACAAAAAAGUAAAACAAAAAAUUACUUAAAAUCACUCGGAGAGUGCCUUACCGUUAAAUGAUUACUACCUUGGAUUACUUGUCUAUUCCCGCUAUAUUAUUCUAACUGGAUUAUACAACACAACAUUAUUUAAUUGUGAAACGAUAUUAUUUCGGGAAUUAUGUUAACAUUAACGUUGUCAUCAGCUUUUUUCUUAUGUUUGUAUAACGUUAUGCAAACUUGUGCUAAUCCCAGCACAGCUUAAGAAUCAGAAUAUUUCCACGCGAUUUGUUGCCUUUAAAUAAUGAUGCAGCAUGCGAGCUUUUUGUACUGUCAGCGCGCCCUUAGAAGUAUGCGCGUCCUCGGCCGAACAGCUAUCACCGGGCUCACGUUUUUUAGCAUUAAGACUUUUAGGCAAUCAACAACCCAAAACUUUAUACUUCCUAGUCGAUGCAAAGAGUCGAGUCAGAGAAGUGUAUACACAGACAUGCCUGCAUUUUGCCACACAAGGCAUGCUCGAUACCGAAUUAUUUGGAUUAGCUGUAUUGAUCGAUGGCGAAUAUAUGUUUGCCGAUCCGGAAAGCAAACUUUCAAAAUAUGGUCCAAAAAGUUGGCGCUCCUCUCACACACAUGGUUUAGACGCCAAUGGUCGACCACUCUUAGAACUACAUUUUCGCGUGCAGUUCUACAUCGAGAGCCCGUUGAUGUUAAAAGAUGAGACCACCCGACAUAAUUACUAUCUGCAAUUAAAAUACAAUGCCUUGAACCGGGAUAUUCCUCGAGAAUAUUCCGAACAAUCUAUGAUUUUACUAGCUGGUCUAGCGUUGCAAGCGGAUAUGGGAGAUGCUCCUUCCUUGGCAACCACGACUGGAACGGCAACAGGCGUUGAGGGAAAUUCAUCCGCGGAAGGCAGCGACGGCAAAGAGGAACAACGAAAUUAUAUAGAUCUACUAGGCAAUAAACUAGGCACAAGAAUUGCAGAUACAACUUCCCCGCCACCAGCAGCAACGACGACAUUGUUAAAAAUUAGUAAACGGGCUAAUAUGGUAAAUGAAAGGGUGCUACGAUUAUCCAGUUAUAUGACAUCUGCAAGUCAAGCGGGCUCUGUGGGUGGAGUAACUACCGUCAAUUCCAUCGACAGUCUAAAAAAAGGUUUGAGUUUGGCAGCAGAACCUUCAUCAACAGCUUCCUCAACGUCAUCCAUUAGUCGAGGACCAAGUAGUGCCUCAACGAAUGCUUCAAUAUCCACGAAUGCUAGUUCGCGAACAGACUAUUUUCGUUUAGAAGACUAUUUGCCUGUCCGUCUGAGAACUGCUUGGGCUUCCAGUGCUUUAAGAGCUUGUCAUCGUGAAAAUCGUGGUAUGCUUACAGCUGAUGCUGAAUUACAUUAUAUACAACAUGCCUGUGUAGUUCAUGAAUGCAUUAACGCUCACACCUUUCGUAUGCGCCUAGCUAAGAACGAAAAUGGUCCCGGCAAUUCUUGGUUUGUAGUCUAUGCAAAGGGAAUCAAAAUAUUUGGCGGUGGUGUCGGCUCUGAAAGUACCCAACAACAGAUAACCUUUCUGUGGCCCAAUAUUACCAAACUAUCUUUUGAACGCAAGAAAUUCGAAAUACGUUCAGGUGAAAGCAAAAUCACUCUCUACGCUACUUCAGAUGAAAAAAACAAAAUGCUUUUGUCCCUAUGCAAAGAGACUCAUCAGUUUAGCAUGAAAAUAGCCGCCCGUUUAAAGGAAGUCAUUAAAAAGGAGGAGGAAGAAAGUAAUUGCCUUCAUGCCUGUUACAUUUAUUCACGCAGCUUGCACUUGCCGCCAUAUAAGAACAAAAAUGAUCAGCGAAUUUCCGUAAUAUCAAGCACUAGCUCCAAUACAACAUCAGGCAUUGUAAGCGAUAGGGUGCAUUCGGAAGACGAGUUAGAAAUUAUGAUUAACUCCCCCCCAGCUCCGAUAGCGGCACCAUCAACCGAAAGCUUGGCCUUAGCUCAUCUGCUCGAUAGGCCAAGUGUAAGCCGACAAACUUCAUCAGUUGGUCAAGUAUCAUUAAAAGAUCUAGAAGAGCAUUUAGCAGCUUUAUCCGUAAGACAAGCUCAAAAACAACGCAUCAGUCAUGCCGGUAACGAGUCGCCGACAGAAUUGAGCAACACCUCAUCAGCUGGUAAUUCGUCUUCUACGAGUGGUGGAUCUUUGCCUACUACGGCUUCCCAACGCAACGCUGGAGACUCUUCCACGUCAACGGAGUCGCCUAACUCGCAACACAAUAUAGGAUCACAGUGCUCUUCAACAUGUAGCACCGUAGUAGUAGCUCCUUCCACUUCGGAGAAUCCCAAUUCCUUAGCCACAUUGGCUGCCCGAACCAGUCUUAAUACCACUAAUAGCAGUAUCGGUCAGAGACGCAACUCCACUUCAUCCAGCUUAGAGUUGGGUUUUAGUCAUACAGCUCAAAACUCUACACUCAGUGAACCCGAUUCAACAUGUAUUGAUCAUGACUUUAUGCAAGCAACGCGUGACGAAAACGAAAGCGUCUCUGGUGUAUACACACUGGCACAUGGCGCCCCGCCAACUGAGACUUCGGGUGUGUAUACUAUGCACAGCAGUGAAUUGACGGGUCAGUCUUCGGAAAUGGCCGAAUCGGAAAAAAGUUCCCACUAUGGCAUUUUCCAGCCUAGUAAAAGUGAAAUAAGCGACGACCAUAUGCGACUUGAUCAUUCUAACCUUCAGGAUUCUGUGGACGGAGGAAAUUAUCGAAAUAAAGGAUCCAAAGCCGAAGAUUUUCGUUUACGUUCAGAUUCUAAUAUAAGCACCAGUGGUUCCUUUCGUGGGGAUGGCAGUGAUCCCACGGACAAUAAGCACAACUUAUUAUCGGCCGAAGAAUUGACCGAUCUAAUAGUAGGUCGCGGUACUUAUCCCAAUCGGAAAACAGUCUCAGGCACUCUAGAUUCAGAUUGCGACUACGUUACAUUACCCUUAUCAAUGACGGGAGAAUCGUAUUUACAGGGGCAUCAAGACACAGCACCCACCGAAGAUCAUGUGGAAGAUUUGAUAAAUGAUUUGUUGCCUACGGAUCCUCCGGCACCGCCUCAAAGGAUCGAUAGCAAUAUGCACAAUUUUACCAACAUACGUACGCGGUCACCGCCACCGUAUAACGCGAGGCAUCAUAAAACCGGACUUUGUGGACCGCCCGUACGAACUACAUCUACUGCAAAUUCACUAACAGAAAUCUCCAACAAACCUACAUCGUCCCUCACAACUGUACCUACUCAAGUGCCAUUGUUGUCUACAUUUGCGAACGUAAAACCUUCCACAAUAAAAGUUUCGUCAAAAGCCAAACCGUCAGCAACAGCAUCUCUUGCGGCAGCCUUAAAAUGUAGAGAUCCUCCUCCAUAUCCUACGGCCAAUAAACCUCGACCAACAUCGCUAAUUUCUGUAGCUCCUGCAAAUGUAUCGCUAAACUCAAAAACAACAAGCACAAAUGCACAACUUAAUACUGUUGUAGGUUCAACGGCUUCCCUUAAGUCUGAAGAAAUCACAGCUAGAUUUAUUACAACCAGACCUCAAAUUAACAUCCUUAAGGCACAUGCUAGUAUUGUCAAUGAAAAUGCUAAACUCAGCUAUGCGGCACCCACAAAUUGUUCCUCGGCAACGUCUUCCACCGGUUCGAUAUGCAGUCAUCAUCUAACAAGUCACUUAUCGCAGCACUCUCUUAACAAUUCUAAUUAUGUUAGCGGUUCACAAACUUCCUUAACUAUGGGACAUCAUCUUCAAUCUACUCCAGCCGCGGCGGCAGCAUGGGCAACAGCUGCCGCUGAUAUGGUUGUGGAAUGUGUUGGCGUGGCUGGAGUUUUACCCGGUUCUAUUGGUAUACCUGUAGUGCCGUACGCUUUACAUGGACCUCACAAAAGCUUGUCACCACUACAUCAACAACAAAGCGAACAGAUGAAGCAAUCGGCUCCCCGAACUUGUGUGCUAUUGCCAGUGAUUAAGCCACGCCAAUAUUUGCCGCCACCACCACCAAGCCUGCCACGUCAACCGCCUCCUCCACCGCCUACUCAAUUUGCUGGCCUUUAUCCAAAUCAAUUAGCUCGCAAACAAUUAGAGUUGUACCAACAACAACUGUGCAGUGAUGUUGACUAUGUAAUUUAUCCUUUGCAGGAUCCAGCCGUUAGUCAACAGGAAUAUCUAGACGCGAAGCAAGGUUCCUUAUUGGCUGCUAUGGCUCAAAAUCCCCCUCCGCACCCGCACUCCUAUUUAGCAGCCUAUCACCAUGCCGCUGCUUCGGGAGCUUGGGAGACUUGUAAAGGGCAUGCUAUUUAUCGUAGUACACCCUACUUGCCGCUAGCUUUGUCGACACAUUCGCGAUACGCUUCAACACAAAACCUUUCUGAUACGUACGUACAGCUACCGAGUCCCUACUCGCCCAUGUACAGUCCAUCGAUGGCCAGUUUAUGUUCAUCGUAUGAGCCCCCUCCCCCACCUCCUUUACAUCCGGCAGCAGCUUUAGCAGCGGCGGCUGUAACCGCUAAUAUUAACGCAGGCUCUGGGCCCCUCUUCGCAAGGUCGCGUUCAGAUGACAAUAUUCUGAACUCGCUCGAUUCGUUGCCGAAAGUAAAAAGACUACCGCCACCUCCACCACCUCCUUAUGUAGAUAGAAGAUUAAAGAAACCACCAAUGCCAGCACCUACUGAAAAACCACCUCCAAUUCCCACAAAGCCAAUACCAAACGUAAACAGCGUAAGUCAACGCGUAGAAAUGAUUACAUCAUCGAGAACCACUGCGUUACGAACCCAUCAAUUGCCCCCUCGUAAACCGAUGACUUUGACAGGUAGAAACGCUGGUGGCCAUAUGACGAAGACAUCCAGCGGCGCACAAUGGGCGGGAGAGAGGCCCAAGCCAAACACGGGUCUAGGUAAUAAUCAAAGCAGCAGCAUAUUGGCCCAACUGCAAGCUUCAGCAGCGGUUGCCCAUCAUCGUGCACAGACUACAAAGGAAUCGAACAUAAACCAUAGCAAUGCUGGAACAGCUACUACACCAAUAUCAGCACCAGCCAAUGAAUUAGACAUUGCCCUGCUAAGAGAGAAAAGUAAACAUUUAGAUUUACCUUUAAUAUCGGCCCUUUGCAAUGAUCGUUCUUUACUCAAGCAAACUAAGGUGCUAAUAAAUCCGCGGUCCACACUAAGGCAGGCUACAAAUUGUUCAAACACUAAUUCAACGGCUUUCACAACUGUCACCAGUGGUCUAACAACUCUAGAAACAGCUUCAUCUAGUACUAGCAUAAGUAAAGGCGGAAGUUUGCUAGUCAAUGGCGCUGCUACCACCACAUCUAAUGGCAGUACAACAACAAUAGUAGGAGGGACUACAAUGUCACCAAUGACCAACAGGAAACUAUUGGCGGCUAACAGUACAGGAAAGUCACGUAAAACUUCUAUUAGUCAUCGUCAUCCCAAUGACAAGCUACCGCCAUUACCCAUGCAAUUGGCUGAAGCUAAUAACUACGUCAUGGAUCCAGCUAUAUUGAAACACCACAAGAGUUACAAUUCUCAUACAUAAAUAAAUGACAACAAAUACAUGCUAAGGGCGGCAUUCAUAAUAUUAUUAUGCAAUCUCGUAUAAUUCAAUUCAUUUAAUAUAUGAAAGGUAUUCGUUUUCGCUUGAAAGGUAAAUUUUAUUGAUUAAAAAGAAAAGGCAUUUGAGUGACAACUGACCAGAGAAGUUAUAAUGGCUUUCAUCGCAGUGAGUUUUAGAAUAAUGAUAAACUAUUUUACAAACAUGAUUACUUCACUUUAUACUAAAAGAAAAGCCAAUCAAUCCAGUUUUGUGGUGGAAAAUUAAAAUGUUCAUUAACACAUUGGAUAAAGCAAUAGCAAAAAAUUUAUAUUUUUUAUCUUUUCACAAUUUCUGCGAACUUAAAUAAUUUAGAUAAAUGGGAGGGAGGGAGAAAAGUCAGUUGUUAUUAAAGUCUUCUUUUUCUUCUUCUUCUUAUAUGCAUAAAUUCAAGAAAUUUCUACUUGUCUUGACGAUACCCAAUCCUUUAUUCUUUACAUUUCUGAUAAUUUUCGAAAUUUGUCUUAUGUUAGUUUAAAUAACAAUGACACUCUUCUUUCCAUAGCAAAAAAAUGUUCAAGUUUUUUUCGGAAGACACUCCUAUUGUAUUUACGAGUAAUCAGUAAAAUAUUCACAAUCAACACCUUGAUUUCAAAUACCUGCUUUCUCUAAAUAGAAUUGAAAUAAUGCGAUACUAAUAGAUGCAAGUCAAAUCUAACCCGAUGAUGAUAUAUAUCACAAACCGAUCUUAGACAAUUCGACCAUUGAUUUUACUGCAGUCCUGUUGAACAAUGUUUUUGAAAGAAAAUAAACGAUUAUAAUAGAAAGAGAGCUUCUCUUCUACCAUCCAGGCCAACCUUAGACCUUUGCCUUAUAUGAUUCUCUAGGUUGCCAAUCGGCACUAAAACAACGUACAUAGACCUAAACUGUGUUUUAUCUACAGCAGGAAUUACUUAUAAUCGUCCGAAAUUAUAAAGCAACCUUUUUAAAAUCGAUUUGCUGCACUUAUCCUCUUGAUUGGACUGUUAAACGCCUUGCUAAAUUAUCUAUUGGUCAGAUAAUCGUAUUGUCCUUAAAAAUGAAAAAAGCGGAAAACGCAAAAACAAACUCAGGACGCACGUUCUUACCUUUGCAAUAAUUGCUGGAGGUUUUCUUACGAAGAGACCUUCGAUAGCCUCACUGAACUCCUUUCUUUUUGAGAAAAUCGGAUUUCUCUUAAAAUACCGAAACCAAACAGUUUUUGAAUGUGAUGAAGGCAACGAAGACAAUGAAUUUCAGAGAGAUUUGGAAGAACACUUUAUUUUUUUACCACAGUAGAACAACAUGUAACAUGACGGUCUCACAAUCUUUUAAUGACGUACAUACCAUCAAGGUAGCCUCAAUAAUAUGCCUGUUGCAAAUGAAAUCUCUGCCCAUUAGAUAGAAAAAUAAGUUCGUAGGUCUUACAAAGCCACACAUAAUUAGAGGUCAAGGCACAUGACUUGACGCCAUCUUCAAGGAAAUAGGACAUUUUGUUUAGGGUAUAGACAAAUCUAGACACAUGUUUCUUUUAAGACAAUAAACUGAUAUAGAAAACCUCGCACAACAAGGAUGGUAAUGCCAACUAUAGAUCGAUUUAGGAGCAAAAAAAAAAAACAGAAAAUUGUUCAGCAAAUAGUUUUCGGAUAUUAGUGGCCGCGCUCAGUUGUUUAUAGCUAGUGACUUAAAACGGCUGUCUGUAUCAAUUGAAAGGCACUUUUAAUUACUGAACAAUUUUUAUUUAUUUAAAAGAACUUUGUUAGACUUUUGUAUAACUGACUUUUCGGCGUAAGUAAAAUGAUUUUCAAUUUUCCUUUUCUACGCUCUUCUUCGUUUAUAUUUUUUCUUUAUUUCUUUUUUACUUUUUUUUUUUUUUUUUUUUUUUGUAAAGGAAUCCGUGUAAAGAGUAACGAAAAACCGACCAUUUAUUACAUGUGACAGAUAGGAAAAAAAACCUUAAUUAUAGCAUUAAUACUAUACAUUAAAUAAGGUGAUAAAGGAAAAAGGGAGAAAAAAACCGACAAUUAAGUAAAAAGCCAGAGAAAGUAAAACUAAUACUAACCUCAAAUCAAACCGAAAACUUAACUAAAUCUAGUCACUUUUAGGAAGCGAAAGCAUAAAAGCAUGGAAAACAAAAACAAAAAAAGAAAAAAAAAAAACAAUCUAAUAAUUAACGCGCACAUAAACACACAAUACUCAAGUAUAAAAUACGGAUUAUUUCAAAUAAUUUAAAACAACUAAUUUAAAAAA
This is a messenger RNA of Glossina fuscipes, 8076 nucleotides long. It is a transcript of the gene ex, whose product is annotated as protein expanded. The record is from RefSeq and is a predicted model, not a curated record. Gene Ontology annotation, biological process: positive regulation of hippo signaling. The transcript has 7 exons. The coding region runs from base 589 to 5814 and encodes 1741 amino acids. Lineage: Eukaryota; Metazoa; Arthropoda; Insecta; Diptera; Glossinidae. Gene Ontology annotation, cellular component: cytoskeleton; cytoplasmic side of apical plasma membrane.